Cebus imitator (Panamanian white-faced capuchin) is the source of this 1484-nucleotide messenger RNA. Its product is annotated as cytochrome c oxidase assembly protein COX16 homolog, mitochondrial. The transcript has 4 exons. The record is from RefSeq and is a predicted model, not a curated record. Bases 190 to 510 code for a protein of 106 amino acids. NCBI's taxonomy places the organism in Eukaryota, Metazoa, Chordata, Mammalia, Primates, Cebidae. Gene Ontology annotation, cellular component: mitochondrial inner membrane. Gene Ontology annotation, biological process: mitochondrial respiratory chain complex IV assembly.
CACAAGUUUGUUACGAUGGCUCGAUUGCUUUUGCCUGGCGGAAACCAAACUGUGAGGUCCAAGGACCAAACGGCCAAGGACAGGAAGUGAGUCCAGGUCGUACCCGUCUUCGGGAGAGCUUGGGCCGCUGAGACUUCGGAGUCUGCGCUGGGCCGGCUUGGAGCUCUGAGUGGAUGGAAAAGUUCAGUCAUGUUUGCACCCGCGGUGAUGCGUGCUUUGCGCAAGAACAAGACUCUCCGCUACGGAGUCCCUAUGUUGUUGCUGAUUAUUGGAGGUUCUUUUGGUCUUCGUGAGUUUUCUCAAAUCCGAUAUGAUGCUGUGAAGAGUAAACUUGAUCCUGAGUUCGAAAAAAGACUGAGAGCGAAUAAAAUUACUUUAGAAUCAGAAUAUGAGAAAAUAAAAGACUCCACUUUUGAUGAAUGGAAGAAUAUUCGAGGACCCAGGCCUUGGGAAGAUCCUGACCUCCUCCAAGGAAGAAACCCAGAAAGCCUUAAGACUAAGAGAACUUGACUAUGCUGAUUCUUUUUUCCUUUUUUAAAAAAAAAAAAAAAAAAAAUGUUAUAAACUGGACUUCCUAAUACAUACCACUAUAAAGUGGAAAGGAAAUUCCAAGCCCAUGGAAAUUUGGAUGUGGGUAAUUUGAUGACAGAUAAUCUUAAUAAAAGUCAAGUACAGGUUUUUAUACUUCUCAGCUAUUCCAUCUGCAGAUGAAAGUAACAAUGUUUCAGCAGCAUCACUUACAAAAAGUAAAAAAGAAAAAAGAAAAAAAAAGUAACAAUGCUGGCCACAUAUAUUUUACACCUUGAAAUAAAAAAAUGUGAAUACUGCUCCUAAGAGAGUUGUGUAUUCUACUCUCCAACUACCCACAUAUUCCUUUUGCAGUAGCCACUAGGGCAUCAUUUUGAUAUUUCAUUCUGAUUUCUAAUGAGGACAGUAGAUCUAGAUCCAAAUUCUCACAGUAAAAUCAAGCAUUAAUUUUCUUCUAUUAGGGAAGGAAAAAUGAUCACAAUCUGAUAAGAGUCUUACAUUUCUUUGUAAUACCUCAUAUAGUAUGAUAAUCAGCUUCCAAAGCAUCACCUGAUAAUUACACUGAUACCAUUAACAUGUCAAGGAAAUUAUAUUAUUUCUGAUUGUCAAAAAUUAUGAAGUAGUAUAUGAUUAUAAGCAGGUAAGACAAAUUUCAGUAAAUCCACAGAUGACUAUAGUUUCAGAAAUACUAAGAUAUGCUUUAUACCUUAGCAUAAUUUGUAUGCAAAAUGACCCUCUAGUGUUGUUUUGUUUUGUGUUUUAACUUGGGAUUUGCAAUGAUCUGAUCCCUGGGCAAAAGGAUAGAAUUGAGGAAAGUUUGGGUUUUUUGAACUAAUUUUCUCCUUUUUAUCUCUGUCUUUGUCAGCUUCUACCUUGUGGUUUUAUGCUGAGUUCUAGCUGCCUAAAGUCUCCAUUGAAACCCUUUAUAAUUACCAUAAAAUUAUAAAUCCACUCCA